CUGGACUUCAGCCUGCGGAGGGCACACAGUUCAGUGGUCACAUCCCCGGUGAUCAGCAGAAGAAGAGGCUCGCAGUGCGGCAGUCGUCGAGCGGUGUCGGUGCUGUCUGAGUUCACAGAGCAGUAUGAGAUGGUUAGCAACAGAGCCAGGAAGCAGCCUAGCGAUUAGCUAACCUCCAGCUGCUACCACUUUCUUCUCGUCGGGGAGACCAGCCACCUUCGACAGGUGUGUGGGCUGGCCAGAACUGUACUUUUGGUCAGCAUCUGCAUUGUUUGGUCGUAAAUGUGACAGACCACACCAACACAUCCAGCCUCACUAUGGGUCAGGACAGAGGGAAGUAUGACUUUUACAUCGGUCUGGGAUUGGCCAUCAGCUCCAGCAUCUUCAUCGGAGGCAGCUUUAUCCUCAAGAAGAAGGGACUUCUGAGGCUGGCGAGGAAGGGAUCCAUGCGGGCAGGCCAGGGUGGUCACGCAUAUCUGAAAGAAUGGCUAUGGUGGGCCGGUUUACUAUCAAUGGGAGCUGGUGAAGCAGCCAACUUCGCAGCAUAUGCCUUCGCUCCUGCGACUCUGGUCACCCCGCUGGGAGCCCUCAGCGUGCUUGUCAGCGCCGUGCUGUCGUCGUACUUCCUGACCGAGCGGUUAAACCUGCAUGGGAAGCUCGGCUGCCUGCUCAGCAUCCUGGGCUCCACCACCAUGGUAAUUCACGCUCCGCAAGAGGAAGAGAUCAGCAGCCUCGAGCACAUGGCCCACAAGCUGGUUGACCCAGGGUUUUUCAUCUUUGCCACGCUUGUCAUCAUUGUCGCCCUCAUCUUCAUAUUUGUUGUGGGUCCCCGCCAUGGUCAGACCAACAUCCUUGUCUACAUUACCAUCUGCUCAGUAAUUGGGGCACUAUCGGUGUCCUGUGUCAAAGGACUGGGUAUUGCCAUCAAGGAAGCAAUUGCUGGGAAAAGCGUUGUGAGAAACCCACUGGCAUGGAUCUUGCUUUUGGGUCUCAUUGCCUGUGUGAGCACACAGAUCAACUACUUGAACAAGGCUCUGGACAUAUUCAACACAUCCCUGGUGACCCCCAUCUACUACGUGUUCUUCACCACAUCCGUGCUCACCUGCUCUGCCAUCCUCUUCAAGGAGUGGGGGCACAUGGGCACGGACGACGUGAUCGGCACCCUCAGUGGCUUCCUCACGAUCAUCGUGGGCAUCUUCCUGCUCCAUGCCUUCAAAGACGUCAGUGUUAGUUUGGCUACUCUCGCGGUGUCCAUGAGGAAGGAGGAGCGGGCCUUUCCCGCAGCCAACGGUAUGGGCUCCCACAGCACCUAUGAACUGCUACAUAAUGAGUCCACUGAGGACAUUGAGGGCAGAGAAAUGGGCUUGCCUUUUGACAGCGUCUCCAGAAGAAAUGGGGCGAUGACUUCCUCAUUGGAUCAUUAAGGAACUUUCUUUUCCUCAGCCCCCUACUGACUCACCAACCAUGGCAUUGUUAUGGUAUGACAACAGUAAGACAAUCAGCUGUAUGGGGAAAGUGACUCAGACAGACCAGUGGAUUGUAUUUAAUGUUUUAAUUUGCCUUACUUUUCUCAGAAUAUGACCUGGUCAUAUUCAGUUCCAGUUAGAACUUAAUUUCAUUCCUCUGUAGCGCUGUAAAUAUGAGUUUUUUUAAGAAAUGUUUUGUUAUAUGUACAUGCAUACUCAUGCACUGACUUACUUUCUAUAAAUCAAAAGGAUAAAGGUUUUAA
Molecule: messenger RNA, 1729 nt
Organism: Morone saxatilis (striped sea-bass)
Lineage: Eukaryota; Metazoa; Chordata; Actinopteri; Moronidae
Gene: nipa2
Product: NIPA magnesium transporter 2
Exons: 6
Coding region: 318-1424 (368 amino acids)
Biological process (GO): magnesium ion transport
Cellular component (GO): membrane
Molecular function (GO): magnesium ion transmembrane transporter activity
Source: RefSeq, a predicted model, not a curated record